This is a messenger RNA of Schistocerca piceifrons (Central American locust), 417 nucleotides long. Its product is annotated as seminal vesicle major clotting proteins-like. The transcript has a single exon. The record is from RefSeq and is a predicted model, not a curated record. Lineage: Eukaryota; Metazoa; Arthropoda; Insecta; Orthoptera; Acrididae. Bases 1 to 417 code for a protein of 138 amino acids.
AUGCGAGGAGAGCACAGCUUGCGAGGAGAGCACAGUUUGCCAGGACAGCACAGCUUGCGAGGACAGCACAGCUUGCGAGGACAGCACAGCUUGCGAGGAAAGCACACCUUGCGAGGACAGCACAGCUUGCGAGGACAGCACAGCUUGCGAGGACAGCACACCUUGCGAGGACGGCACAGCUUGCGCGGACGGGACAGCUUGCGAAGACAGCUCAACUUGAGAGGACAGCUCAUCUUGAGAGGACAGCUCAACUUGAGGGGACAGCUCAACCUGAGAGGACAGCUCAACUUGAGAGGACAGCUCAACUUGAGAGGAGAGCUCAACUUGAGAGGACAGCUCAACUUGAGAGGACAGCUUAACCUGAAAGGACAGCUCAACUUGAGAGGGCAGCUCAACUUGAGAGAACAGCUCAUCUAG